AUGUCUCAUAUCAAAGCUCCUCACCACUCAGAGCCACAGGGACUUCCACAACAAUUAUAUAUCCGGAUUCAAGACUUUACCUUGGAGAGCGGGUCCACGAUUCACGAGGCUGUGGUUGCCACUAGUUUCCGUGGCCUGCUCAACGCAAGACGAGAUAAUGCCGUCGUUAUUUGUCACCCCCUUUCCGGCAGUGCGGCUAUGGAAGACUGGUGGUCGCCCAUAACAAACCGGUCAGAUGCUGCGCUCGACCCGAGCAAAUACUGUCUCAUCUGCUGCAAUUCACUCGGAAGCCCGUAUGGCUCCGCAAGUCCGCUGACUUAUCCCGUGGGCCGUGGGAAAGGUCGUCGCCCAUAUGGGUCCGCAUUUCCGAAAACUACCAUUCAAGAUGACGUCCGAAUUCACAAGACUGUGCUUGAUAUCCUGGGAGUCCGCUCAAUUCACUGCGUGAUCGGUGUGGGCAUGGGAGCCAUAUUGGCACUGGAAUGGGCCUUGCUCGGUCAGGAGCAUGUGCGAGCCAUGGUCUUGAUAUCAGCAGACGCAAAACACACUCCGUCGAUGGACAAGCGAUCCUGCGGCGCAGAGAGACAUGAUACCCCUCUGCGCUCCAGACAGAAGUAUCCCUGUCACCGGGUCGAUCUCGACCCUUCAUUUGACCAUGAUUGCUUUCACCACAUGAUUGACAAGAUCGAGUCUCACGUUGUGAUCAGAUCCUGCUCCGCGAGCACAAGUGAAGAUGAGCAGGCUCCGAAAGAAGUUCUCGGGCAAAUACGGCAACCGGCCUUGGUAGUGAAGGUCCCGAGACCUCGUAUCUGUCCGCUGGAGGAUAAAGCGCACCUAUUCAAGAACAUUCCUAACGUCAUCUCUGCGACAAUAGAACAUGAUGAGGGUUAUGGAGAAUCGCCUAUUAUGGCAGAGCAGCUGGACAGUAUGCUUCAUACGUUUUUGGACGCCAUACCUAGGUGA
This is a messenger RNA of Fonsecaea erecta, 963 nucleotides long. RefSeq lists its product as hypothetical. The transcript has 2 exons. Gene Ontology annotation, molecular function: homoserine O-acetyltransferase activity. Gene Ontology annotation, biological process: L-homoserine metabolic process. The record is from RefSeq and is a predicted model, not a curated record. The coding region runs from base 1 to 963 and encodes 320 amino acids. Lineage: Eukaryota; Fungi; Ascomycota; Eurotiomycetes; Chaetothyriales; Herpotrichiellaceae.